Molecule: messenger RNA, 1306 nt
Organism: Prorocentrum cordatum
Lineage: Eukaryota; Dinophyceae; Prorocentrales; Prorocentraceae
Source: the annotation of a GenBank genome assembly
CGAGAGGGGGCAGCCUCACAUCUUCGGCGCGGCGCCUCACCACUACAGACAAGGCGCAGCCGUGGCGUCCACAGAGACCCCGCCAUGGUGGAGCCCAGAGCUAGAACACGACGCGGCGUUUCCGUGCACCAUCACCGAAUGGACGCGGGACGUACGACGGUGGAUGGCAGCCGCCAAGCUCACCGUGGAGCGCCAAGGGCCCAUGCUGAGCCUCGCCCUCGGCACGACGGCGCGGGCCAUCGCAGACGAGGUCUCGGUGGAGAUCCUGCAGCACGGCGCCGUGUUGGACCUCGGUGACGGGCGGGGCGCCGUGGCGAGGACAGGGGUGGAUGUUCUCUUGGCGGUGCUGCUCGCCAAGUUUCCUCCUGACCCAGAGGCGCAGGUGCUUCGCGCAGGGCUGGACUUUUUCAAGUUCACGCCGAGCAGCGACGAGGACCUGCGGGGCAUGUUCCUGAGGUUCGACCUCCUCUUGGACCCGCGGAAAUGGGCGGAGAUCCUGCGCGAGUGCGACCGCAGGCUGCUCAGAACCGAGCAGGAGUGCCAGCUGGUCAAGGCAAGGCUUCUCCGAGACCGAGCGAUCGAGGAGAACGUGUCGACCUUCCAGCCAGGCAGGGCUGGGGCGCCCGGCGUGUACUUCGCGGACGCCGACGAGGACCCGCUGCCGCUGUGCUUGGCCAUAGCGGCCGGCAGCGCCGAUGGUGCGACAGCUCGCCCCGCCCAGCGCGCUGCGAUCGGAAACGGUCAAAGCAGCGAUUCGGGACAGGACGUCUUCUUCGACCUCGGCCAAGCGGCGGGCGACGACGACGGCGAGACGUGCUGGGGCACCGACACCGAGUGGUGGGAGCUUGGGGCCGCCGAGGACCCGUGGCCGGCCGACCGCCUGGAGGCGGAACAGAGCGCGGCCGCAGACGACCCCCUCUACCUGACCCAGGUGUGGUGGGCUGCGCGGACGGCAGAGCGCCGGUAUCGUGCUGCGGCUGGCCGGUUCGCUCCCAAGCACAAGACCAAGCAGCGCCACGUAGGCGCCAAGCGCUACACCAAGCGCGGCCCUGCCCGCGCCGCCGGCGGCCCUCCGAGGCGCGGGUUCUUCGUGGGCCAGACCUUCGUGAGCAUGGGCCACGUGCCAGAGCUGGACAUCAAGGCCUUCUUCGAGGGCCGGUCCCGCGGCUACAACAAGGGCCGCGUCGAGCGCGGCGCUCCCAAGGUCGUGAAGUGCUACCGCUGCGGCAAGCCAGGCCACAUGGCUGCCGAGUGCAAGAGCCCGGACAACCUCUGCUACCACUGCGGCCAGCCAGGGCACCUGGCC